Hippocampus zosterae (dwarf seahorse) is the source of this 1357-nucleotide messenger RNA. Its product is annotated as maternal B9.10 protein-like. The coding region runs from base 330 to 1118 and encodes 262 amino acids. The transcript has 4 exons. Gene Ontology annotation, cellular component: cytoplasm; nucleus. Gene Ontology annotation, biological process: negative regulation of cell population proliferation; negative regulation of mitotic cell cycle. NCBI's taxonomy places the organism in Eukaryota, Metazoa, Chordata, Actinopteri, Syngnathiformes, Syngnathidae. The record is from RefSeq and is a predicted model, not a curated record.
GCCGUUCGAGCAGUCCUCCCAUUGGACCAAUCAGAUGGUUUGCUCCGCCCACAUGCCAAUUAAUUCAAGUGUCGACAGGUGUCGGCUCAUCCCACGCCAGACUUGUGACACCAGUCAAGUUAAGAGUUUGGAACAAGAAGGCUGACUUUUCGGUGGGGCGCCAACAGCAAAUAUGUUUGCUUGAACUAUUCUAGUUCCCUUUAUCUUUACUUUUUUUUUUUACUUGUCAGAGCACCCUACGUGCUUUUUUAAAUAAAAAAAAAUCCCCCCUCUAUGUUGUAGCAGAGAAGCAGUCUUGUUCUUUCAGGUGCUCCAUUUGAAACGACGCUAUGAAGGAGGAAAUUGCCGCCGCCGUCUUUUUCAUGGGCCGCGUGGUCAAGCGCUACGGGUGUCUGGACAACGACGGCCGUGAGCGCUUCGGCGCCGCGCUCACGUCCGCCUUGUUUGAGAGCUACAAGAACCACUGGCACCCCAACGUGCCCACCAAGGGGCAGGCCUACAGGUGUCUGCGAAUGAACCGGGUACAACAACAGGAUCCGGUGCUUCAGAAGGCGUGCGAUAGAAGCAGCGUGCGCUACGAGGACUUGGGCCUGCCUCAGGAGCUCACCGUGUGGGUUGACCCCGGAGAAGUGUCGUGCAGGUACGGCGAACACGGCACCCCCUUCUCCAUCUCAAAGGUGGACGGCAGCCGGCGUGCCGACGGCCAGUUCUCCCGGCGAGUCAACGACGCCGUGGAGCGAGCCAGCCUGGACGUACCCUCGGAGAGUUCUUCGGAUGAGGAUGAUGAUGAUGAUGGGGUGGAGGAGGAAGAGGGCGGUGAUAGCAGCAGCGGGCCAUCUGCUGCUCUCGGUGCCGAACCCAAAACCAUCCCGACUGUUAGCAAUCCCAAAAGCGUCUACCGGUUCAGCGAGUUUGCUCCCGGCGCACCCCAGACAUGGCUCACCCACCCCAAAAGGAAGCCAUUCGGCGGGGACACCUUCCUGCCUCUCGUCCCUCUACCUCAUCUCUCACCACAGCACCUGGCGGGCUCCAAAGGUUUCCAUUCCUACCGGGCUAUGUUUACCUUCACUGGGCCUCGUGUGGAUAAGUACCACUGGGUCAGCAAGUCCCGCUCCUAGAAUUUUCUGGAUCAUCGGUGAAGGGAGAGGGGAAAAAAAAAGUCUCGGGGCUGUUUGUGUCUUUGAAGGAAAUGGUUUUGAAUAUUUGUGCAUGAUUUAACUUUUUUCACCCCUUUUUUAACGUCUUGACACAAGUGCUUUUAAGUAAUUCUAACUGUAAAUGUGUUUUUAAUCACCGGUACCUGUGAAUAAAGUAAAUUGUGAACUGUAGCUCAAAAGAAAUAAACAGAUCCGUUUCA